This is a messenger RNA of Hydra vulgaris (swiftwater hydra), 2040 nucleotides long. Its product is annotated as V(D)J recombination-activating protein 1-like. The record is from RefSeq and is a predicted model, not a curated record. NCBI's taxonomy places the organism in Eukaryota, Metazoa, Cnidaria, Hydrozoa, Anthoathecata, Hydridae.
AUAAUAAAUAUGCCUAUACAUAAUAUAUUAUUAUACUGUAUUAUUUACUGUAUAAUAAGGUACUUACACAUAUGUGUAAGUAUGUGCUGUUGCUAGACACAGUUUAAAAUAGACUAAUAGACACCAACACUAGUUUUUCACAAAUAUUUUAAUGCUAUAUAUUUAUAUAUUAAUAGUUAGUUUAUUUUUUUGACUAAUUUUAAUAUUAAGUAAUGCUUUUAGAUGGAGUUACAUAACAAAAAUUUAAACUACCUUUGCCGAAUAUGCGCAAAAUGGAUUGGGAUAAGACAAUAUAAUGUAACUGAUAAAAUCAAAAUCAUAAUUGAGCAAGUAUUUCUUGUUAAGCUGACAGAAAUAAAAACUGUUCAUCCGGAAAAAAUCUGCCAUAAAUGUUGUUGUACUAUCAAUAAUUUAAAAAAAAGAAAAACAACAACAGCACUGCUUUUAUUCAAUGAGUGGCAACCGCAUAGCAUAAACUGUGCGACAUGUCACAUUGCUGAAAAAGAAAAAAAUACAACAAUUUCUACACGUUCAUUUUUAAAAAAAGCAAAAAGUUUAAAAAAAUCGAAGUUACCUGGAAAAUAUAGAAAAUGUUGGACAAUUGCUAUGUUUACUUCAAUUAAAGAAAACCUUAUACCUAUUUACAAUUUAAAUGAAGAUAUUGACAUAUUAGAACUAAAAAAUGACUUAAACCCUUUCUUGCAGCUUUGUCUCUGUUGUAUAUGUAAUAAGAUACCACAAACACCAGUUUCAUUAAAAAGAUGCGAACAUUUAUUUUGUUUUUUAUGUAUUGUGGAAAAAAUCAUGUUUAAGUAUCUUGAUGAAAACUUUUGUCCAAAAUGCAAUGAAAAAGUUUUCUAUGAUGAUUUGUUCACAAGUAAGCAAACUGAUUCUCUUCUAAGGAUGCUUACUAUUGUUUGUUCUUUUUGCAAUAGUAAAUUUAAUUUAUUGAAAGAGUAUGAAUUAUAUAAGAGUCAUAAAGGCAUUUGUCUUAAAGAGGCAUCAGUUCCUCAAUCGUUUGCAGCAAGUAUUAGUGUCAAUGAUGUUUUUAAGAUAAAUGAAAAUAGUGAUAUUCCAUAUGAGGUAAAAAAAGCUGCGCUUCAUGUCAUUAAGCAAAAAAUGGCUAAAUUUGGAGGAAAGUCAGUAGAAUUUAAAAGUGGAGGACCUAGACCAAUCGUUUUUACACAGACACCAAAAGCUUAUGUUAACAGCGCUCAGGCAGCAGAAUCUACUUUGCGACUUCGUAAUACAAAUAUUUUGAAACAUUUUGAGACUGUAGCUGGCAAUUCAUGCGAUUCAAGUAUAAGUCAAACAAGUAAAUUGUUAUUAUCAUUUGAACCAGAUCAGAGACAGUCAAUAUUAAGUAAUACAAAACUAAAUCACACUAAAAUAAGUGCAAAUGUGAUGGUAGCUAUGAAAACUGAUAUGGGUAUCCCAUGGGAAAAACUUAAAGUAAUGUCUAGAUGGCUCAAAAAAUAUGAUAUAACCACUGCAUCUAAUGCUUCACAAAGAGUUGUAGCUGAAAAUUGAAAACAACAUUAUUGUUGAAAAUGCUCCUUUCACAUUUAAAAAGGAACAAAAAGGAAAGAUUGAAAUUAAUGAGGUACCUUGGGGUUAUAUUGCAGAUUUACCAAAGCAUAUUUUUACUCAUCUUGAACAAUUAGAAAGCUGUAACAGUCUUGUGUAUCAUAAGUUUAUUCCACAAAAAGAAAUUAAAAUUAAAAUUGGAGGAGAUUAUGGUGGAGGAAGUUUUAAGAUGUGUUAUCAGGUUGUUAAUACCUUAAAUCCAAAUAGUACAGAAAAUACAAUUGUUUUUAAUAUAUUUGAAUCAAAAGACCUCAGAGUUAAUAUUAAAGUAGGCAUGACAAGAUUUCAAAAACAAAUAGAAGACUUACAAACAAUGAAGUAUAGGGGCAAUAAUAUUAGAGUUUUUAUCUUUGGUGAUUAUGAAUUUCUUUGUGCAUUGUAUGGAAUUUCAGGAGCUUCUGAUAUGCUGUUUUAUUACUUUAUACAAUACAUAUAAAGUUAGUCUUUAGCUUU